AUGGGCGGCCCCGUUGCCGCCCCUAUCGGCCCCGUCGCCGCCCUUCGCGGCCCCGUCGCCGCCCUUCGCGGCCCCGUUGCCGCCACUAGCAGCCCCGUCUCCGCCCCUCGCGGCCUCGUCGCCACCUCUAGCGGCCCCGUCGCCACCCUUCGCGGCCCCGUCGCCGCCCCUAGCGGCCCCGUCGCCGCCCUUCGCGACCCCGUCGCCGUCUCUAGCGGCCCCGUCGCCGCCCUUCACGGCCCCUCGUGGCCUCUUCUCGGCCCCGUCGCCGCCCUUCGUGGCCCCGUCGCCACCCUUCCCGGCCCCUCCUCGGCUCCUCCGCCACCAGCAACAGCCGCCGCCAGCAACAGCUGCCACCAGCACCAGCCGACAGCAGCAGCAGCAGCCGCCAACACCAGCGGCGGCCACCACCAGCAGCAGCCAUCGCCGCCGACAGCAGGAGCUGCCGCUGCGGUCGCGGCUCUAUCCCUGCCGACGCGCCUCGGCCCUGCCCCACCGCUUGCCGGCCCCUACCUACCAGCCCUAGUGAGAGCACUGCCGAGCCACGCUUGCUACUACUGCCCCUAG
Molecule: messenger RNA, 567 nt
Organism: Closterium sp. NIES-65
Lineage: Eukaryota; Viridiplantae; Streptophyta; Zygnematophyceae; Desmidiales; Closteriaceae
Source: the annotation of a GenBank genome assembly